AUGUCUUCUCAACAAAGUCCACCGAAUAAGGUGGUUGUUACUUACUAUGAUCCGUCCAACUUAUGGCCCUCGAUCUCUCCACAACUACGGCGGCGCUUACCACUACGAAACCUCCAUUGGAAAAGCGCAAAUCGUCCCUUACGCUCCAUACAGACACUCGAUGUAGCACUACUCCCGUACACCUCCUCCUCAAUCGACGAGCAACAACACCAAAUCGCGGGAGUCGGGUUACUCGACAAACCCUACCUCAACAUCUUCUUGGUGCAAUGCGAGGAUAACGACGUUUAUCGAAGUACAGUUCGGACGAGCAUCCGGAAUUGGCUUAACGGGGUCCUGGCGAAGAAGAACCAGGAGUGGUUGAUCGUCCAUGUCGUACCCAACGCAAUCGAAAGUCUAGCUACCACCAAAUCACCACCCUCAUCCGGAGCCCUUCUACGAAUUAAGGGAAGCGUCUACGAUAAGAUCAGAGCCGACUUCAACUCCUCCAAAAAAGACCGCUGUAUCCAACUUCGUCUCUCCCAAUCCUCCGCUGACCUCGCCAGCUCCGGCACAGACGAAAUCGAAAUGUGGCAGGAUCUCACGUCAAAGCUAAAGGAAGGGAUACUUAUCGCGUUUGAUCAGCGCGUAACGCAGUAUGAAGAUGAUGUUAGGAAGUUGGAUGCGCAGCGUACUAUGCCGGGGUGGAAUUAUAAUACGUUUUUUGGGGUGAAGGAGGGGUUGGGACGGAGUUUUGAGGAGAUGGGGCUGUCCGAGGAUGGGUUGGUUGUGUAUGAUGAACUUGAAGCUUCUUUUUUCUUGAGUUUGAGCGAUAAGGAGGGUGAGAUGUGGGGGACGAGUGGGGGGUUGCCCGGGGUGGGGGAUGAUUCUGCCUCCGUCCUCGACACAGAGCGGAAGAAGUACAGGGAUCUGAUUUUGCAGAAUACGAUCACCACUUUUGAUUUUAGAUGUUACCUCUUUGCGCGACAGUUUGCGUUACUGGCAAAACUCGGAAACCCGAUCGCACAACUCGUUCGCGCGAAGGACUUCAUUGUCGGUGUGGGGAGGAUGUUGUCUUGGGCGGGUAUGUCAGAUGCGUUUGUCGAGAGUUGGAUAUGGUGCGCCGCCUCCGAGAUCCUCGAGGCCUGUGUCCCCAUCUCCGGGGCCGGGAUGGAUGGUGGGAGAAUCAGAGCACUCGCUGCGGCGAAAGGUGAUUUAGUGGUGUUGAAGAGGACCCAAAUCGACAAAAUGGGACUGCGGGCGGGGCUUUUACCGGAUGAGUGGCCUUGGGCGGGGAUGGGUAUGGUGGAGUUGGAUGAGAAGGAGGGGGAGGAGGAUAAAUUUGGGGAGGUGAGUUGUGAAGAGUUACUUGAAGUCAUCGAGGAUCGGGAUAAGUUCUUUGAGCUUUAUCGCCGGACGAAUCGGGAGGCGUUGGAUGAGCUUCAGCGUGGGGGGAGGACGAAUACCGCCGAUAAAAUACUGGCAGACACGGCCUGUACAGAGUUUUACCUCAAGAAUUAUGCGGAGGCAGCGAAGCUUUUGGAGAGGUUGCCGGGGGUGUAUGAGAAGGAGGGAUGGAGUAAGAUCUCGGGGAUGUUGUUGAGGAGGUAUGCGACUUGCCUACAAAACAUCGGGAAGGAUGAGCAAUACCUCUCGGUUUGUUUGAAGUUGUUGACGUAUAAGUUGGAAAGGGAGGAUGCGGUGCAUUAUCUGGAGGAGGUGAAGAGGUUGAGUAAGAGUGUGGAGGAGACUGUCGUUGCCCACCUCGAAGGGAUUUUUGAGUUCACGAUUCCGACACGGGCGAGGGGCAGGGAGGGGGAGGAUGGGUUUGAGGUUGCGGUCCCGGUGAGGAACAGACUCGUGGAUGGAGUUGAGAUCGACAGUGUGGAGUUGGUGAUGGUGGAUGUCGAGACGAGGAAGACAUCGAUUACGUUUACAUGCGGACGGCAGGAUCUCGUGAAUGGGAAGAAUGAGAUCGUGUUGUCGAUGAAUGUCAGUCAGGGGGGGGAGUACGAGGUUACGCGACUGGCGGUGGCGAUCGGGAAGGUCGUUUUGUCAACGACGAUGACGGAGGGGAAUGGGAAGAAGCUGCGUUUGUAUCCGUCGCCUCAUACCCUGAGCGCCAGACUGGUGGCACCAAGACAUGUGCAUCUCGACGCCCUGAAUCGAUGCGUAAUCGAGCUACGGACUGGGAGGAAUGAUGUCCAGAGCGGGAAGAUUAGUGUGCUGUGUCGGACGCCUGGGGUUAGGUUGUUGAUGAAAGAUGCAAGUGUUGUUCAUGAAGAUUCUACGGCUGAGGUUGAGACUGAUUUGUCUCAGCCAAACGUGAUCUCGUUCGCCGCAGUCUCGGCGCAGCAAACUAUCCGCUUCAGCUUCCCCUACGCCUACGAUGUCGACCUCUCCUGCGUGACAGCGACAAUCUCGGUUUCGUAUACGACUCCCACGGGAACCUUCACUUCCACCUCCACCUCCACAAUGGAAGCCCGUCUCCCUCUCGCCGUCAAUGUGCAUGACCUCUUCAAAGCACAUACACUCUUUUCCAAAUUUUCGAUUUCGUGCGCGAAUGGGCCGUUGAGGAUUUUAGAGGCGGGGUUGGAGGAGAGUGAGGAAUUUGCUGUGGGAAGUGCGCCGAGAAAGGGGACGGAGAGAGGCGAUGUUGUGUUUGGGAGUCAUAGUGCAAGUUAUAUGUUUCGGAUUAGUAGGAGGGGGGAUGCGAAGAAAGUGAGUGAGGCGCCGGCGCCCUUGAGCUUGAAGGUUAGGUUUAGGACGUUGGAGGAUGAGCUUAGGUGGGCACGGAGACAAUACCUGCGGAAGUUGUUGGGAGAAGCAGGGUUGGAGAAGGUUGCUCAUCUGUUCGUGAAUGCUCUGAAUGAGGUUAGGGUUGAUGACGGCAAGGCGACUGAGUGGGCUUUGAUGGAGGAGGUGAAGGGUGAGGAGUGGCAAUGGGCGGAAUGGGAUUUAUUGAUGAAUGAAGUCGGGAAGGAGGAACGGGAGAGGCUCAAGGACGCAUUGGAGACGUUCACGAAGGCCAGGAUUGAGGUCACGGACGAGAUGAAGGAGGGAUUGCCAAAUCUUGAGCGGACGAUUGAGAUUCCGGUGGAUGUGCCGGAGCCUAGGGUCGUCUUUACGGCGUUGUUGGAGUUGAGGAAUGAAGUGGAUUUGGAGAUUGGCGCGCCUGUUUCUGCCGAGUUGACGAUUACCCGCGAUUCAUCAUGGGGUUCAGACGAGGAGUUUGCCCGUGCGGCGAUCGACUGUCUUUACGAAGUCCAGGUUGACUCUGAAGCCUGGCUACUUUCUGGGAAACGCAGAGCAGGGUUCCUGCUCGAUGGAAAGAAGACUGAAACAUUCUCACUGUUGUUGGUGCCGCUCAAGUCAGGGCAUUUGAUGUUGCCUACAGUGGAUGUGAUGGUGGUAAAACCUGAAGGAACGAGUUGUCAGGUUGAUUUUACGCCGGCGGAGGUUAGAGUCCUGCCUACUGUACGGUCGACGAGCGUUGUUUUGGGAGGGGAUGUUCAGAUCCCCGUCGGAGCAUAA
Messenger RNA from Saitoella complicata NRRL Y-17804, 3510 nucleotides. RefSeq lists its product as uncharacterized. The record is from RefSeq and is a predicted model, not a curated record. Lineage: Eukaryota; Fungi; Ascomycota; Saitoellomycetes; Saitoellales; Saitoellaceae. Gene Ontology annotation, cellular component: TRAPPII protein complex. The coding region runs from base 1 to 3510 and encodes 1169 amino acids. The transcript is spliced from 4 exons. Gene Ontology annotation, biological process: early endosome to Golgi transport; intra-Golgi vesicle-mediated transport.